CUUUUUGACCAUCAGAUAUGCCUGAAGGCAGGUGAAGCCCUCGGUUUCUCUUAGUGGUUUUAAAGGAUUGGAAGUGUCUUCUGAAUUAUUCCAAUUGCAUUGAAAUCAUAUUGAAUUUAUUGUGAUUAAGUGCAUUCUCAUAAUUAGUUAAAAUGAGUUUCAGAUUACCCCCUUUGAAAGCAAAAACUCCACUUGCUGAGGAGUUUGGCAUGAACAGCGGUACCUAUGGAGUACCAGAUCCCAUGAUUUUGGGCAUGCCAGCAGCAGCGCAAAAACUAGGAACUUCUCAUCCACUGGAGGCCUCAGAGAAAAACUUCCACCAGAAUAAACUGAAACGUGAUUUGGUGAUGUUGAGAAAUACUCAAGGACUCCAUGCACCUCUGCGCAUUGCUAUGGAGAUCAAAGCUACAGAGAAGGUCGGAAGGCAUCCUUUCUUACCCUCUUCGGGAUUGAUGAGGGAUGUUCUGCUGGGGCGGGAUGAAGACAUUGGAUUCGAAGAUGUCUUCAACACUUCCGAAUUCAGAGAGCAAAUGGGCCAGCCGCACGCUAUUGUGGAACGAAGUCUCAACUUAUUGUAAGGUUUUCCUCGUGAUCUUAAUUCCACAAUUUUGCAACAAUUUCAAGUAACCUGAUGAAUUAUCAAUAAAAAACUGCUCGUUUACAUCUACAUCAAGACAAAAA
Molecule: messenger RNA, 681 nt
Organism: Diachasmimorpha longicaudata
Lineage: Eukaryota; Metazoa; Arthropoda; Insecta; Hymenoptera; Braconidae
Gene: Pomp
Product: proteasome maturation protein
Exons: 5
Coding region: 153-578 (141 amino acids)
Biological process (GO): proteasome assembly
Cellular component (GO): cytoplasm; nucleus
Source: RefSeq, a predicted model, not a curated record